AUGACGAAUGACGACGGCGACGGGAGCGACGGACGACGCGCUCGGUCCGCGAGCUCGGUCCUGCACUGGACGCGUGAUCGAGCGACGGCGGGACGCGGGGCCGGGGCGGACGCGGCGGGACAGCGAGGGGUGUACGCGCGGGGAAUCACGCCGAACGCGGCGCGGACGGUGACGGACUUCCCGGACGUGGCGCCGAGAAAGUUCACGAGCGCCGGUGAUUUGUUGCUGUGCGUCUCCAGACAUCAGCAAGAGCUCGUUGGGUAUAGGUUUAAGGGGAUGAGCGCGUGCGUGAAGAGGGAUGAGAGAGGGGUCGUGGUGGGAGGGGAGGGCGCGAGACGGGCGGCGCGGUCGUUUUGGUCGUAUUUCGACGAGGCGUGGACGACGAGAUUGAGCGAUGGUGAGGACGCGAUCGUGAAAGAUUUUAUGUUGGAGAUGCAUGAUGGGGAUUUUAUCGUGAUGGCGAGCGCGACGCCGCUGGAUGGCGCGUCCGUGGCCGCGGGUGGGGCGGUGCGAGAGACGGAGGAGGGCGCGCCGAUCGGAACCAGAGCGGGCGGCGGGAGACGAGGGACGGAGACACAAGAGACCUCGAGCGGGAUCCAAGGGGCACCGUCGAUGCAACGCAUCACUUUUCAUCUCGUGCGCACCGCCACGGGAGAGAAGCUGGACGCGUUUUCAUUUCGAGACGAUUUCAUGCACCUGCCUCGCAACGGCGCGGUCAGCAUGCGAGGCGACACGCUCGCGGUGCUCUCCAUGAAGCAUCAGCGGGUUGUUUUUCUCAAGGUGCACGCCGAGGGACGAUUUGAAGAAGUAAGUUCCAUCGGUGAGUACAUCACGGAGGGGGAUAAGGAGGCGGUGCGCGAGCAAGAAUCAGUGGAGCGCGCUUGGGCUGCGUCGCACGAGGAGUCGACAAAAAUCAUCGAGCGGGCAAAUGCACUCCCGAGAUCGGGUCGCUCAAUGCUCACGGGUCUCACGCAACGGCUGGUGACAUUUUUGUAUCACGAGGCUCGAGAGUCGUCGAACGUCGACGCGCUCCGACUGCUGCAUCGAAAUUUUGAGCGAUACGUGUCGCUCGUGAUGCUUCGCGUGCGAAUUUUGGAUGCGAAUUUGCUCCUGAUAAAAUUCGGCACGCCAGAGUACGCGUUGGCGCGACGCGGCGACAACGUCAUCGGUCCGACGAUGUACGCUGUAUUUGACAUCACGAAGGGCGCCUUUACGCAGACGGCGAUGAGCAUGAACGCGUCGAACAGCGUGGUAGAAGAGGACUUGAACGCGCCGCCUCGAGGAGAAACGCUCUGGGCGCGCUUCGCCGGGAGCCAAGGCGAGGCGUUGGCUCAGUGCAAUACGUGCACAUCUAGCAUCGAGGAAGAGGAUGAGGACGGGCUGAACACCGUGGCGGCGCGUUUAUUCCGCGCGCAGGAUUAUCCACCGCAGUUCAGAUCCCUCUCGCCGUACUUUGACAAGAGACUUUUCUCUUACGACGAACGCACCAUCACCGCCAUCGAUAGGCUGCAACCGCACGUUGACUUUGGCGUCAAAUUCGUCAGUCAGCGGCGUGGAUCGCGGCGUCGAAUCAGUUUCAAGCUCAUGGUGAACGACACCGUGGCGAACAGUGGGCGAAGCAAGCGCCGCGUGCAGUAUGUGUUCCACCCAGUGUAUCCCUUCGCGAUGUCCAUUUCCAUCGCAUAUAUGCAGCCGACGCUCGUGAAUUUCCACGUUCGAUCGGCGCCGGGAGAUGAGAUGCACGAAGAAAUUGUACAGAACCCGUAA
This is a messenger RNA of Ostreococcus tauri, 1767 nucleotides long. Its product is annotated as De-etiolated protein 1, Det1. Gene Ontology annotation, biological process: positive regulation of proteasomal ubiquitin-dependent protein catabolic process; protein ubiquitination. Gene Ontology annotation, molecular function: ubiquitin-like ligase-substrate adaptor activity; ubiquitin protein ligase binding. The transcript has a single exon. The record is from RefSeq and is a predicted model, not a curated record. Bases 1 to 1767 code for a protein of 588 amino acids. Lineage: Eukaryota; Viridiplantae; Chlorophyta; Mamiellophyceae; Mamiellales; Bathycoccaceae. Gene Ontology annotation, cellular component: cullin-RING ubiquitin ligase complex; nucleus.